Messenger RNA from Symbiodinium pilosum, 399 nucleotides. The record is from the annotation of a GenBank genome assembly. Lineage: Eukaryota; Dinophyceae; Suessiales; Symbiodiniaceae.
AUGAAGAAGGGACGUGCCGCGAAGCAGUGCAAGAUGAGGAUGGCUCAGGGUUGCCAGGUGGCCACCUUGCUGAACUGCGCGGACAACAGCGGCGCGAAGAACCUGUACAUCAUCGCGGUCAUUGGCAUUGGGGGCCGCUUGAACAAGCUGCCCAACUGCUCCCCUGGUGAUUUGGUGCUUUGCAGUGUCAAAAAGGGCAAGCCAGAGCUUCGAAAGAAGGUGCUCAAGGGUGUUGUCAUCCGCCAGAAAAAAGCGUGGAGGCGUCGCGAAGGUGUUUUCGUCUACUUCGAGGACAAUGCCGGUGUGAUUGUGAACGAUAAAGGCGAGAUGAAGGGCUCCGCAAUCCAGGGGCCAGUGGCAAAGGAAUGCGCCGAGCUGUGGCCGAAGAUUGCCUCCUGC